Hemiscyllium ocellatum (epaulette shark) is the source of this 1889-nucleotide messenger RNA. RefSeq names its product gastrula zinc finger protein XlCGF57.1-like. The transcript has 3 exons. The record is from RefSeq and is a predicted model, not a curated record. The coding region runs from base 438 to 1727 and encodes 429 amino acids. Lineage: Eukaryota; Metazoa; Chordata; Chondrichthyes; Orectolobiformes; Hemiscylliidae.
GGUGCGGACACACCGAGGGAGAGGAGGAGGAGGUCAUUCCGGCUCCAUCGCCGGUGCGAGCGAGAGAGAACCACAGCCUGGGAGAGGGGGCGGUCCGGGAGGAAGGGGAGGCUCCGCGGACGCGACAAAUCCAGAGUCAGGCCCCCCCUCCCCGUGCCCGGCGUUGGCGGUGAAUCCGCGGAGGCGGCCUCCGGGCGACGGCGGCCAUCUUGGUAAAGGGGGGGUGGAGACUAGCAGAAGAUGAUGAUGAUUUACAACUGGAACUCUCAAGCCGAGUGUCAUAUCAAGAUGUGACCGAGUCCCUCGAGUCAUCGAAAUAUGAAUCUCUUCAAGUUUGGAAUUUUGUGGUGAAAAGAUUUGUCACCUCUGGCUGUGAUCGAAGACGUCGGCGAAGAGGAGGUUUUGCAGUCGGGAAACCGUGACACCAAACGUCACCUAUGGAUCUGACCGAGUCGCCUGAUUUAUCACCGUGCGAGCACCAUCCAUCACUGAACCCGGAAGAAGACCUCGCUGUUCACAGCGGCGACGAGCUGUACAUCUGCUCUGAGUGUGGACUGAGCUUCCCCCAGUCGUCUGGCCUGUCGCAGCAUAACUGCAGUGCGAUCGAGGAAAGCCACCGGCCCUGCCAGACCGGGGGGAGGCCGUACACCUGCACCGUGUGUGGGAAGGGAUUCACUCGGCCGUCCCACCUGCAGGCCCACUGGCGGGUUCACACCGAGGAGAGGCCUUUCGAUUGCCCGGACUGCGGGAAAUGCUUUAAAAGUCCCGCGGAGCUGAUGCGCCACAGGCGCGUGCACACCGGGGAGAGGCCGUUCAGGUGCUCGCACUGUGGGAUUGGGUUCAGGCAGUCCUCUCACCUCAUUAAGCACAAGAGGGUUCACACCGGGGAGAAGCCGUUCACCUGCUCCGUGUGCGGGAAGGGGUUCAGUCACUCGUUCAAUCUGCUGACCCACCAGCGAGUUCACACCGGGGAGAGGCCGUUCUCCUGCUUGAAGUGCGGGGAGGUCUUCACGCAGUCCUCCAGCCUGAUAAGACACCAGCAAACUCACAGCGGGGCCAGGCCAUUCACCUGCUCCACGUGUGGGAAGGGCUUUGCUCAGUUAUCCAGCCUGCUGAAGCACCAGCCAGUUCACACUCGGGAGAAAUCCUUCACCUGCUCCGAGUGUGGGAAGGGAUUCACUUGGUUGUCCAACCUGCUGAAACACCAGCCGGUUCACGCUGGGGGCGCUUCACUCAGCUGCUCCAAGUGUGGGAAGGGGUUCGAUCGGGCGAGCUCCCUGCUGUUACACCAGCGGGCGCACACCGCGGAGAGGGCGUUCGCCUGCGCUUUGUGUGGGAAGGCAUUCACUCGGCCGUCCCACCUCCAAGCCCACCUGCGGGUUCACACCGAGGAGAGGCCAUUUGAAUGCCAGGACUGCGGGACGUGCUUCAAAAGUUCCGGGGAACUGAUGCGGCACCGGCGUGUUCACACCGACGAGAGGCCGUUCAAGUGCCCUCACUGCGGACUUGGGUUCAGGCAGUCCUCUCACCUCGCCAAACACCAGAGCGUUCACACCGGGGAGAAGCCGUUCACCUGCUCCGUGUGCGGGAAGGGCUUCACUCGAUCGUGCAAUCUGCUGAGGCACCAGCGAGUUCACACCGGGGAGAGACCUUUUACCUGCUCCAAAUGUGGCAAGAGUUUCACUCAGUCAUCCAGUGUGAUGAGACACCAGCGGGUGCAUCAGUAACUGCAUUGAUACGAUUUUGUUGUUCCUCACACCCAGGGUUGAACCUUAUUUUGCUUAUUUUGACAGCUGGGUUUUGUUUCAGUUGAUGUUAGUAAUUCUUGUAACUUGUCUGCGGUUCAAUAUUCUUGAUUUCGCUUAAUUAAAUCAGCCUUCUGUUUGACA